CGUCGUCCUCCGCCUACUUCCGCCCUACGCAGUGUGCUCCGUCCGUCGUCCUCCGCCUACUUCCGCCCUACGCAGUGUGCUCCGUCCGUCCACUACCGGCGACAAUGAUCUGCCUGUUUCUGUCCAUAUUCGCCAACAUCUUCCAGACAGGUUGGACCGGUGUGAAUGAGCGCACCUUCCUGGCCGUGAAACCCGAUGGCGUGCAGCGGAAGCUGGUGGGAGAAAUCGUGCAGCGCUUUGAGAGGAAAGGAUUCAAGCUGGUGGGCCUCAAACUCAUGCAGGCAUCCGAGGAACUUCUCAGGGAGCAUUACUCGGAGCUGAGGAGUAAGCCCUUUUUCAGUGGGCUGAUCGCCUACAUGAGCUCAGGACCCGUUGUUGCAAUGGUGUGGCAGGGUUUGGAUGUGGUCAAGACUGCGCGCAAGAUGUUGGGUGAGACCAACCCUGCGGACUCGCUCCCAGGAACCAUCCGCGGCGAUUACUGUGUGGAAGUGGGCAGAAACGUGAUCCACGGCAGCGACUCUGUGGCGAGCGCCCAGAGGGAAAUCUCUCUGUGGUUCCGUCAGAAUGAGCUUCUCUGCUGGGAAGACAACUGCAGCCACUGGAUCUACAACUAAGGGUCCAAAUCCACUGUCUGCAGUUAUUGUUAUUUUAUGUUAGCCUCAUUACAAGAUGGAUCACCUCAUACCUCAAGAGGAAGGUUUUGGCUUCAGCAGCUCACAUGCAGAGAUGCAGUGUCAUUUAUGUCUCGCUGCGUCUCUCGCUGUAAUACAUUUUUAUCUGUACGAAGGGCAUUUCAGAGGUGAAAUGAUUGUACGAAGCAAAAGUGCACGAAAAGACACAAAUUUGACUUGACACUGUCUCCUUCUGUUCCAUUGUAGUUCCUGAUAAGUGCAGAACACAAGGUCAUGUAUACAGUUUAUAAGCAAUAAGCUUGGAUUUGAUGCAAUAAAAUGUCAUAACAAUUAACCCAAAAGGUUAAUUUCUAUUAAAGGUACACUAAAUCACCCUUUUCCAUAUCGGUACUAAGUACUAUUGUUUUGUCUCCACUUCUGCUGAGAUUUGUGUGAAAUGUUUGAAUGUAGAUGUUUCCUCUGUAAUGAAAACCAAAAGAUUGAAGAAAUCAAGAUGUUAACAUAAACCAUUUUGCCUUUUUGCACAUUCAUGAUCUUCAUUUUCCUGUACCUUUUUUGAAUUCAAAUUCUGUAUGUAAAGAUUCUGAUUGUAAAAACAGAUUGUCCCAUCACUACUUGAAUGCAAUUAUGGAUAUACAUUUUAAAAUAUGUGUAAUAGGUUUCCUGCUUUGAUAAUGAGAGAAUGAAGUUCAAUAUCUUUUUUUAAUAAAAGAUAUUCAUUUUCCAUCAUUUUGUCACAUUCAUGCUUUUAUAAAACUGCUAUAAUGAUGCAAAGUGGAUUGUAUCUAAAUUGUCCAAAAAAAUAAAUCUAAACUUGAAACUUUUUAAAA
Scophthalmus maximus (turbot) is the source of this 1462-nucleotide messenger RNA. RefSeq names its product NME/NM23 nucleoside diphosphate kinase 3 (gene nme3). The record is from RefSeq and is a predicted model, not a curated record. Gene Ontology annotation, molecular function: nucleoside diphosphate kinase activity. Gene Ontology annotation, biological process: GTP biosynthetic process; CTP biosynthetic process; UTP biosynthetic process. The coding region runs from base 105 to 614 and encodes 169 amino acids. NCBI's taxonomy places the organism in Eukaryota, Metazoa, Chordata, Actinopteri, Pleuronectiformes, Scophthalmidae. The transcript has 5 exons.